CCGACGCGCACGUGCGCGCGCGCGCGACACACCAGCGUCCAACGAGCGGCAAAGUUUUGGUAAACAAGCGUGACGCUUGUGUUUUCGAGCCCGCGACGAAAACAGUUUCCAUCAGCGAUUUCUUUCUCUGGCCAUUUUAAUUGGCGGAGUUGCUCCACAACGAUUUUAACCAGUCAGAUUACGCUGUUACUACCGAUUAUUUUAAUUAAUCGCAUUUAGCUUCACCAGUUUAUAAUUUCCAAACGAACCUCGCGCGCAACGAGCAUUUCUUAAGCUGCUCACGGUGCGACUCUCGUUAUACUCUACUUACUAUACUAGUAAUGUACAACGACUUCGGCAAAGCCUCGUUGCAUACGCUUUUUCAUAAAGAACCGUCGAAAGCUUUUCUCUAGAUGUCAUAAUCGUCGUUAAUUGCCCGAAAAGGAAACCCACACAGGCUCGCCUCGCGUAAGGGGCAGCGCGCCAAGAAAGCAGCCUAAGCAAACGUCACUGUACAAGUAGGGCCCGCAUCGCCGGAAGCACGUUCCAUUGCCGUACACGCGUCAUCGGGUAAUGAAAACCCAUAUAUAACGACGGAGUACACUUCGCGGUUUUCCAUUUCGUUUUAAUCCCUCUGCGACGGAGGAGCGCUUGUCGUCCGAAGAGAAACGACGAGAAGUGGAGCCACGAAAAUAAUCUUCGUCGUUGUCGUCGCUUCCCCGAAGUCUAAAUUCACACGCGCGCCGCGUGCAGUGGCGCUGUGUCUACAGUCGCCGCAGACGCUCUUCGAUUUGCGAUCUGCACGGAUGUUCAGUCGAGAGCUGUAUUCCCACACGACAUGAACGACGUGUGGUGAACGCAACGUGACGCGUUGGAUCUACGUCUCCCUCGUACAAAGUGCAGUCCGCGGUGUGCGUGAAAGUGUAGUUGUAUUUGCGUGAGCAAUUAGAAGGGCGCCUACGUCGCUAGCUGGAAUUUCUAGGUUAAGAAUGCUCAUCGCACGCCGUUAGAUCGCUUCCGCCCUUCGACGUACACACGACGCGACAAUUCAGUCUUCUCGUGAAUCUCGGCGCAGAGAGAGGCGACCUUUGAUCGACAGCCCCGUUCAACGACCUCGCAGCUCCUGCGAGAUAGGAUAGCGCUGCACUUUCACGAUGAAGUCCAAAACGCAGGCAACACUCGGUAGCAGCGAAGUGGACGAGCAAUACGACGAGUUCAACAGCUCUACUGCGACAAUGCUGCAGCAGCAGCAGCAGCAGCAGCAGCAGCAGCAGCAGCCGCUCAGGUCGGCCAUGAAUAAAAGUCCGAUCAGCGAUGAAGGCAUCGAGUCUGACGCUGAGAGAAGCAAAAGAGGCUCGGUGUCGAGAUGCUGGAGUAUCGAUUCUGCUGUCGUCAGCGAGGAAGAUUUUGGUGUGCAAAUGGUCAGGCGGCAGAAAACUAAAGUCACACGGUGCUGUAGCUCCGACAGCGCCGUGCUUAGCGAUGAGGAUCAGAAUAAGGGUAGCGAUGAAAUAAGUUUUUACAAUAUAAACGUUGAAUUUUUAGGUGACAACGAGUCGAUGGAUGGCAGCGGACGUCCGCGUUACUGGCGAACACCGAGCGUCGUUGUCAGCGAUUACUCGGAUUAUUCAUACCUGGACGAGCGUUCGGAACGCAGUGAUUUUGAACAGGAAAAACUCGACAGCAACAGUGCCAGUCCAAGUCAAGGGAGCAGCUGCUCGUGCCUGGACUGCGAUGAAGUGCGUAAUUUCCAAGAUAUUUGCCGGCAUCGCAGACACUCGGAUUCGUGCUGGGUCUGUCCUGCACCUCAAGGCUUGUACAUGUCCAGCAGAUACAUCAACGACGGUGGUAACAGGCGUAACUCCUGUCUGGCAAGUCCAAACCCAUACGCGCGGUUGGCACAGAAAUUGAUCGAGGAGCAACCAGACGUGGAAAACAAAAUUAGCACGAGUGCGACGACGACAGUAGUGGAGUAUCUCGAGCCGCCACAACGUAAAAUCUCAGACUGUUCGACGAUCUCAAGUCUGAGCGGCGAUGAGCUCGAGGUCAGCGAACUGCAGUCGCCGGUUAAGCGUGCACAGGCGCCGCCGCGAGUGGUGCUCGUGCCGCGGAUCGUGUGCACGCGGCCGAGCCUGUGCGAGGCGGAGGACGACGGCAACCACAACAACGGCGGCGGCGGCGGCGGCGGCGGCGGCGGCCACGAGCUGAAGGUGUCGCGGGCGGGCAGCCGGGCGCGUCAGCGCAAGAUCGCGCGCAGCCGCGUGCGCCGCCAGCAGCGCCGGCUGGGCUGCCGUUCGGCCUCCUCGUCGCGCAGCCCGUCGCCGCAGCUCGGCCGGCCCGCGCGCCCGACCCGGACAGCAGCGGCGGCCGCCUCGGGCUACCGGCAGUACCUGGAGCUGCUGCAGGUGCCCGCGCGCCUCGAGUUCGGCGAGCCCAGCGACAACGACCUGAGCAGCGAGUGGGACUCGGACCGCGAGCGAGACGCGCCGCCCGGCGUUGCCUCCGACGCCGCCGACGCCGUGUCCGGCUGGCGGAAGCUGCGCAACUUCGUGCACUGGACCCCCUUCUUCCAGACCUACAAGAAGCAGCGCUACCCAUGGGUGCAGCUGGCGGGCCACCAGGGCAACUUCCGCGCGGGUCCCAUGCCCGGCACCAUCCUCAAGAAGCUCUGCCCGCAGGAGGAGCAGUGCUUCCGGCUGCUCAUGGCCGACGUCCUCAGGCCCUUCGUGCCCGAGUACAAGGGCGUGCUCGACGUCAGGGAGAACGACCAGCGAAAGGAGAACGCGCCCGAGAACGAGUGCCCGAACGAGAAGCCGCCCGAGGACAGGGCCGCCGUCGUGGCGUCGUACCUCCAGCUGCAGGACCUGCUGGGCGAGUUCGAGCGUCCGUGCGUGAUGGACUGCAAGGUGGGCGUGCGCACCUACCUCGAGUCCGAGCUCGCCAAGGCCAAGGAGCGACCCAAGCUGCGCAAAGACAUGUACGAGAAGAUGGUGCAGAUCGACCCGAACGCGCCGAGCGACGAGGAGCGACGUCUUCAGGGCGUCACCAAGCCGAGGUACAUGGUCUGGCGCGAGACCAUAUCCAGCACGGCCACGCUGGGAUUCCGGGUCGAAGGCAUGAAGUUGUCGCGAGGUGGCUCCACCAAGGACUUCAAGACCACGAGGACGCGGGACCAGGUGGGCUCGCGUUUGCGCUCGCGAGCUCGUUGCGCGUCAGCGCUGCGCCGAGAACGGACGCUUGCAAAACGCGUAAUCGCAGCGCGUGCACCGCUGACAGUGACGAGCGCCGACAAAUUGCACACCUACUACAACUGAUUGCACGGCGGGAUACCGAUUUCUCUCUCUUGCUCUUUUCCCGUUCAUUUUUUCAUGUCGUCGGCUGGAAUUGCGCAACGCGCCGUAAUUAAGCGACAUCGAAAAAACAAGCCGAGAAAACGGUUCGCCUUUUUCUUUUUUUCCUCCACUCGGAGCAAUAUCUCGCUGUCGCGCGCGGCCAUUAUGACGAGCGAACACGUAAUAGAGGCAGAAAUUAACUCUUGAUGAAUCUAUCGUGGCGCUGCCGCGCGUCUUCGCGGUCGUCGCGCGAAAGAAAUUCUGCCAAUGGAGUCGGAUUGAAUUAGACGCGCGAAGAAAUGCGCGGCUGCCCGUCGAUUCUAAUCGCUGCGACGGCGAAAGUGCACCAGGCAGCUCUUUAUCUUCCUGGUUUUUUUUUUUUUUUCUCUCUUUCAUUUCUUUGCCUCGCGCCGCGCGGUAAA
Phymastichus coffea is the source of this 3733-nucleotide messenger RNA. RefSeq lists its product as uncharacterized. Gene Ontology annotation, biological process: inositol phosphate biosynthetic process. Gene Ontology annotation, molecular function: inositol-1,4,5-trisphosphate 3-kinase activity; inositol tetrakisphosphate kinase activity. NCBI's taxonomy places the organism in Eukaryota, Metazoa, Arthropoda, Insecta, Hymenoptera, Eulophidae. Gene Ontology annotation, cellular component: cytoplasm; nucleus. The record is from RefSeq and is a predicted model, not a curated record.